Messenger RNA from Lactuca saligna, 1833 nucleotides. The record is from the annotation of a GenBank genome assembly. Lineage: Eukaryota; Viridiplantae; Streptophyta; Magnoliopsida; Asterales; Asteraceae.
CGUUAAUAUUCCAAAAGUCUAAGGUUUGGUUUGCAAAUCUAACAGCAAAUUGCAACUCACUCUCAAGAACCCUCAUAUUCUGAAAAAAAAACCAAGCUUUUAUCAAACACAAUUCCAAAAUACACCUGACAAAUUGAUCAAUCAUCAUCAUCAUCAUCCCCGAGCUCAAUUCUUGAAUCCCAAACAGUUCUCUCUCUAUAUUCCUUCAUGCCACCACCAACUAUAUAUCUACUCCUCAUAUUCUCUCUCCUUAUUCCGCCGCAUCCAACCACCGCCGAUCAAUCAUUCAUCUCAUCGCUCAUAACUCAAAACGGCCUCGAUUUCGUCAAGAAUUUACUCAUUUCGAAAGCGAUUCCUACACUCACAUCCACUCGGAUACCCAAAAUCGAAAAGACUGUUAGAAUCCCUGUAAUUGGUAAAGUGCAUAUCGUUCUAUCAGACAUCACUAUUAAUCGGGUCAAUGUCGGGUUAUCGAAUAUCAAACCCGAUGCCACCGGUGUUACAAUUUUCGGGUCGGAUGUGACAUGCGAUUUGAGUACGAAAUGGCAUUAUGCUUAUGGCACUUGGGUUGGCCCAAUUUCGAUUUCGGAUAGUGGAACUGCUCGUGUUAAGGUUAUUGGCAUGGAAACGAGUAUAAAGCUAGGGUUACAUAAUCAAGAAGGAUCUUUAAAUCUUUUUGUCAUGGAAUGUAAUUGUCAUAUGAACGAUAUCUCUAUAGACCUAAAUGGAGGUGCAUCUUGGCUCUAUCAAGGGGUUGUGGAUGCUUUUGAAGAACCAAUAAGGUCGGAAGUCUCAAAGGAAAUUAUCAAGAAACUAAAGGCGGGAGUUUUAAAGCUUGGAUCAGUUGUGCAAUCUCUUCCAAAACUAAUUUCGGUUGAUAAUAUUGCCUCGUUGAAUACUACAUUUGUUAACGACCCUUUUUUGAGUGACAAUUCAUUAGGGUUUGGGAUAAAUGGGUUAUUUGUAGACUCUAGAAAAGGAAAUUAUUUAUAUGGGAAAAAGUUGCAACCACCGGUUUCUUGUUCGGAUCCUCAAAAAAUGGUUGGAAUUGUGUUAGAUGAAGCAGUUUUCAACUCGGGAUUUGCGUUGUACUACAAUGCUAUAUUUAUGCGAUGGAUUGUGGAUAAAGUCCCCGAACAAAAUCUUUUAAACACAGCAGGAUGGAGAUUUGUAGUCCCUCAACUUUACAAAAAAUACCCAAAUGCAGAUAUGAACUUGGAAAUCUCUCUUUCUGAUCCUCCAAUUAUGCAUGUAUCAAGCCAAAUUAUCGAUGCAACCGUUUAUGCUGAUUUGAUCAUUGAUGUUCUUCAACUAGAUGACAGGAUACCCGUUGCUUGUAUUUCAUUGGAAAUGGCGGGUGUGGGUUCGGUGCAAAUUACCAAAAAUAACCUUACGGGUCAUUUGAAACUAGAUGAUUUCACCAUGUCAUUGAAAUGGAGCAAGAUUGGAACCUUGCACAUGUUUCUAAUUCAGCCUGUGAUGUGGACGAUUAUUGAAACGGUUUUUGUGCCUUACAUAAAUGCACGCCUUGGAACGGGAUUUCCUUUGCCUAUAUUUCGUGGGAUUAACCUUCAAAAUGCUGAGAUAUUAUUCAAGGAUUCAAGAAUCACAAUUUGUAGCGACUUCAGUUAUAAAGAACCUUUUGAUCCUAGCCAUACACUUGUUUACACUUCGUAGAUCAUGAAGGGAGAUUCAUCUUGUAUAAUGUUGUAUUAUAUAUGUAUAGUUGUUGAGACCUCGUUUAUGAUUUGAUCUUGUUUGUGAAUUUAACUCUUUUGAAUUAUGAAUACAUGAUUUUCAACCAAUUGUACAUACAAGGUGAUUUGAGCGUAG